Marchantia polymorpha subsp. ruderalis is the source of this 2373-nucleotide messenger RNA. Lineage: Eukaryota; Viridiplantae; Streptophyta; Marchantiopsida; Marchantiales; Marchantiaceae. The record is from the annotation of a GenBank genome assembly.
ACCUGCGCUCUGUUCUGCCGCUGCGGGAGCAGAGGGAAGAAGAGAAAGAAGAGAGAAGAAGAAGAAGCUCGAACGCACUGCACCCGCGGCGCGGGCCUCUGCGCGUCACGCUCCGGCUGUUCCUCGCGGCGCGGCAGGGCUCGCAGGUUUAAUCAGCGCCCGCGUCCGUUGCUCCGUUGCAUUGCGCUGUUUGUGGAUACGUUGCCUCCGCAAGCGGAGGAGCGGGAGGCGGGCCGACCCGAGGCGCACCAGCGCACGGGACGAAGAGAGAGCGAGGGACGAGGAUACAAUUCCUGCUGCAUUCGGUUGCUGUGCAUUGCAUUGCGGAGUUGUGGAUUAAAAUCGAGUGAUGCGUGCGGACGAGAAGGAGCUGGAGGAGGAGGAGGAGGAAGAAGAAGAAGAUCAAGAGGAUGAUGGAGAAGAGCUGUUGGUGUUCAGUGGUGGAGUAGCGGACGACUGCUUGUUGUUCGCGUGCUGCGGGGCGGAGUGAAGGUGGAGCAUUGGUUGAAUAUUUUCGGAAUUCGUUUCGUCAGGGGAUUCUGCUGUGCUCACAUUCCGCGGGGGAGCAGUGGUUGUUGUUGUUGUUGUUGCUGCUGCUGCUGUUGCUGUUGGCUGGAAGAAGAGGAGGAGGUGAAGCAGGAGCGGGAAGUCCGAGCAUCGCCCUCGGGCGGCGAUUGCGUUUCUGAACUCUGCGAAAGUCGGCAGUUGCUGCAUUGCACGUGUGUAGCUGCGUUUCGUCCCGGUUGCAGCGCAUUGCAAUACUCUCAUUCCUUCCCGUGGAUCUUUGUCACGUUUUCACGCGAACGAAAGAGGGCCACCGCUGGGCUUUUGGGUAGUACUUCCCACCCUUUCUCUUCACGUAAGAGGCGUAGCAUUUGCCUGAGGAAUACCCUCGACGCAUUGUGUUCUCCCCAUCCCGACUCGAGCUGCAUGCGGGACGGAGUGGCAUUGAGUUUGUGAUUGAUGCCACUCAAGUCGAGCCCCUUUCCGAAAUUGCCGACCACAUUUGUGUCCUCCAGAUUCAGUGUUUCUUCUCCUGACUGAGUCCGGUGCAUCCGAUAGAGGUCAUCAAGACGGGGUAAGUGUUUCCCCUCGCGUUUGCCUAUGUAGGCAUGAAAGUGACAUGUCACUGUAAACGCAGGCCAUAAUUUGGUCACUGGACGUGGGGAGAAAUUUGGGCAGCUGGAAAUACCGGGAGUCGACCAAUCACUGCCACUUUGAUCGAGGUCUGAAAUUUGCUCUGGAGAUCGACGCUCCUUUUGGCGCACCUGUGACGCGCGCAAGAUGAAUUCCCUACAGUCGGAAGCAUCACCUGCUCUCGUCAAGGCGAAAUUAGAUGACGAAGGUUUCGAGUCACCGAAGCUAGUGAACUCUUACGCAUCCUUCCGCUCGGAUCCUUACUCUUCUUUCCGCAGUGAAUACUCAUACACCUACGCGGACUGUGAAACGGAGUUUCUUCACCGGCCAAGAAGAGCAGACAAUUACUACGGAAUUCGUCAAGAGUACUUACGCAGCUAUACAUUUACCCGAGAGCAACCACCUAGCAGCAAGCCAGAGAAGUUCAAGGAGCACGUGAAAAGACUGAAGGCUGUAGCCUGGGCAAUUCUCUGCUGCAAGUACAAGCCUGGCCAAGCGAAGGCAUUGAGGGAGAAACUAUCCAGCAGAAGCGCCCGCUUCUUUCAUGGAAGCUCGGAUUUCCUGAAGUCCUCCUCGUGCAGAUUCACCGUUCCUAGCUGUAUAAGAUCGAGUAUCGAAGUUGCAUGAAUCCGCGCGACAGAAAUCCGAUUUAACUGAAAAUCCUUGAGGCCUGUGCUGUGGAGAUGGCUUCAAGGGAUGUUCAGACUAACUAACAUGUAGGAUACAAAUUGGCCUCUUCGUCGAAGGAGCCUGCUACUAUCCGCUUUUCGAUCGAAGCCAUGAAGCUGGCACACCCCGCGAUCAUUCGCAGAAAUUGACUGCGAGGUGUGUGACUGGAGGGGGUGCUUGGGCUACCAACCUGCCUGCGAUUUUCCACCAGUUUUGCGUGCAACUAGGAGGCAGACAUUGAAAGGUCUGUCAGUAGUUCCUUUGCACCAACGGCUAUAGAAUGACAGUCGAAACAUUUUACAGGAAGGAUCCAUUCUAGCUGAACCUAAUGAUAGACGGUUAUGUCUUUCACCAAUUGCAGGUGUGUAAGUGACGGAAUGUUCUACCACAGUGGUUCGUGAGUCGGCUGUGCCCGACUAUCCCACAUGUUGAUUGUCUCAAAUCAGAGUCAAUUGUGGAUACAAUUUUCGAACUUAGGCCCCGUAGAUCGCAUAUAAUUGCUGUAAAUAUAUCUUAAUGUGAGAAUUAUCAAGCGCGUGCAUCCUUCAGUGAAUGCAUAUUGUGAAC